GAAGGCGUUUUCAGCUGGUUCGACCGUGUGAUCGUGUAUAGCUUAGUGUUUUGUUAAUAACAAACGGUUCGCCAUUUCAGUACGGUUGACUUUAGUUGUAUUUACGCAGAUGAACGACAUUUCUCUCUCCAGACACAAGAGAAACGACAAACUACAGAAAGAAGAACACUGGUUAAAAAGUGGUAUUAGACCUGUGAAGAGAUUAACCACUCCAAAUCAUUUCGCUUGUAUAUUCCUCCGAGAUUACAUGUAGGCUGCUAUACAUGUGAUCAGUGACCAGGUAUACUGUUAUAUUCUGUACGCACCUGGAUGUCUGGUCCAGGUAACCACUGAAGACAACUCACAGGUAGACGAAUAACAGAGACGUGAAACAUAAAACUAAAUACAUCAUGGCAGAAAACAUCGUCGUACCUAUACUUGAAAUACGAGAGGAAUUCGCCACGUGUGAAAUCUGUCUGGAUAAUUUUGAUGACGGAGUUAGAACUCCAAGAACUCUACCCUGCCUCCAUACCUUUUGUUGUGACUGUCUCGAAAAAAUGUGGGGAGCAGCUGCACAAGGGGUGAAAUGUCCCAAGUGCCGAAAGAUUUGGCCGGUCCAAGGUUCCAUCAAAUCCUCAUUUCGGCAAAACAGCAUGUUAAUGCACAUGGUGGAAUAUAUUGGUUUUAAGAAAAAGCUCGGCGAUGUGCUGUGUUACCAAUGUCCUGACAACAACAAGGCCAUUGUCCGGUGUCUAGAGUGUGAGAAAUACCUUUGUGAGACCUGUGACAGAUGGCAUGCAAGGUUUUUAGAACAACACAAGCCAGUUCCUUUAACAGAAUUAGUUAACACACCACGUAAGUUUCUUAAAAAACCCAACAUGUGUCCUGUUCAUGGCGAGAAGAAUAUUGAUGUGUACUGCAAGGGUGAGGCGUGUGAGAAAGCAAUGUGCACUACUUGUGCCCUCGUGUCUCACAAAGAACACGAUAUUUGUGACCUCAGAGAAUUUUGUGAUGCCAACAAGAAGAAAAUCAGUUCCUCAUUAGAAGCUCUGAAGAAAGCAUCAGAAUUACGUACAGAAUACAAAAGCAAGGUUGUAGGGCAGAAUGCUAAGCUAGAUAAAAUACAAGAGCAGGUUAUGAAGGAUAUUGAUGAACAUUCCAGUAAACUCGUGGAAAAGGUUGAAAAAACUUCAAAGACCCUGAAAAAAAAGGUUAUGGAAAAUGUAGCUAAACAAAAGGCCAAGAGAGAUGAACAACUUGCACUGGUUGAGAAGUCAGAAGAGCUGAAAGCAGAACACGUCUUGUAUUGUCAGCAGGCGCUGUUAUUUGCCCGAGACGUGGAAUUUAUUGAGAUGACCAAAUCAUUGAAGAAGAAAGGUAAAUCACUCAUGGAAGACUUACAACUGCCAGACCUGCAGGUAGAGAACGUGUUGCUUAAUACAGAGACAUACAAAAAAGCAGAGCUGAGCAUUGGGCAGAUCUCGAUACAAGAGAUUUCCUUUGCUGACGACAAGUUCAAGCCAAAGCCUGGAAUUUGGGAAUGCACCGGCUGUUAUUGCAGGAAUGAUGCCAAUGUCCAUCAGUGUCCAGCUUGUCAGACAUUAAAACUGGGAAUAAACAAAGAGGACAUUGAGCAGAAGUCUCAGAGUCAAGCAGAAGGUAUUUCAGGUGGAGGCGGUUUCAAAUUUGGGAGUGCUGGGGGAUUCACGUUUGGCAAAGCUCAGUCAAAGGACCAGCCAAUUGAUUCUUUGUUCAAAGCAAAUAAACCAGAAGGAACGACUGCAGAUUCAAAGGGUCCAUCAUCGUCUGGAGGAUUCACGUUUGGAUCCACUUUGGCAGCAUUGCUGAUUGCUGACGAAGAACCGAGCCCAACCUCUGACAGAUUCAGUUUCGCACCUGCAGCGAAGACCGGAGGUUUUAACUUUGGAGGAGCUGUAAAGUCAGGAGGCUUCCAAUUCAAUCUGGGUAAAGUUACCACGCCAACCAAGGAUCAGAAGAACGUUUCCUCGGACGGUAAAGCGUCGUCUUUCCAGUUUUCUUUCUCGCCGACGUCUAAAGACAAAUCGAGCAUUCCCCCAUCUCCCAAAUCUCCCGUGGUGGACGAACAUGGUUUGUACAUCAACAAGGAAGGAGGGGACUCGCACAUCUAUUUCGAACCGGUCGUUCAACUUCCGGAUAAGAUCGAGGUGAAAACGGGCGAAGAGGACGAAUCAGUUUUGUUUGAACACCGGGCCAAGCUGUACAGGUUCGACAACGGGGAGUGGAAGGAACGUGGACUGGGCAAUGUGAAGAUACUGGAGAACAGACUGACGAAGAAGAUCCGCAUCCUGAUGAGGCGGGAGCAGGUCCUGAAGCUGUGCUUGAACCACAUGAUAACCUCCGACCUCCAGCUCAAUCAGAUGCCGAGGUCCGAUGGCAAAGCGUGGAUCUGGUAUGCACAGGAUUUCUCCGACGACGAGCCGAAAAUUGAACAGUUUACCAUUCGCUUCAAGACGGCCGAAAUUGCCGACAGUUUUAAGGCUGCGUUUGAAGAUGCAAGAUCAAAGAUGUCCGAAGGUCCAAUGCAGACUGCAUCCAGACAACUCUUUGCAUCUGAAGGUAAUAUAGACCUGAAUCAACUUUUUGAGGAUUAUUACAGAUGCACACAAGUGAGCAGGCUGUACAGUUCCAGCGACGACGAAUAUCGUCCGUCCACAGCCGAGGAAACCCCAUUGUCUUCAAAUGGUUUUGAUCUGUUCUUCAUGGGAAAACGUGCUGAUGAUCUGACUAUCAGUAAUGGGUUGCUAGAUCUGCACUUGGUUAUCUGGGAUUUAGAAUGUGGCAGAAACUUGCUGUUGGAUGACAUUGCUAAUGGACACUGGUUUGCUAAUGAGUUGAUUGUUAAAACAGAAAUUGUUAAUAACACAUAA
Gigantopelta aegis is the source of this 2888-nucleotide messenger RNA. RefSeq names its product E3 SUMO-protein ligase RanBP2-like. Gene Ontology annotation, cellular component: nuclear pore; cytoplasm. NCBI's taxonomy places the organism in Eukaryota, Metazoa, Mollusca, Gastropoda, Neomphalida, Peltospiridae. Gene Ontology annotation, biological process: nucleocytoplasmic transport. Gene Ontology annotation, molecular function: zinc ion binding; GTPase activator activity. The coding region runs from base 390 to 2888 and encodes 832 amino acids. The transcript is spliced from 5 exons. The record is from RefSeq and is a predicted model, not a curated record.